Molecule: messenger RNA, 365 nt
Organism: Bactrocera tryoni
Lineage: Eukaryota; Metazoa; Arthropoda; Insecta; Diptera; Tephritidae
Product: small integral membrane protein 20
Exons: 1
Coding region: 115-324 (69 amino acids)
Biological process (GO): mitochondrial respiratory chain complex IV assembly
Cellular component (GO): mitochondrial inner membrane
Source: RefSeq, a predicted model, not a curated record
CACUUUCUGUUUAUUCUUAACCAGUCCAUAGAAAGUGAUGAACAAAAUGUAAAUAUACGAAGUUAUCCAUCGUUUAAGGUUAUGAAAUAAUUUUUUGAUUGUGAAUAUCAAAAUAUGGUGUUUUUGCGUGGGUGGCGAUAUGCAGCAUUUAUAUCUUGCAUCGUAGGCGGAAUUGGUGUAGCACUUUACCCGAUAAUUGUAGAACCAAUGAUGAAUGUCGAAAAAUAUAAAGAGAUUCAGAGACAUAACCGUGCCGGAAUAAAGCAAGACGAAAUACAGCCUGGAAAUAUGAAAGUUUGGUCGGAUCCAUUUGGACGAAAAUGAAAACAUUUGUAUUUUUUGUAAAAUAAAAUAGCUAGAAUGUA